GGUUCUUCUCUUCACCAAUUCAUUCACCAAACUCACAAACACAAUGAGGAAGUUCUCUCUAUCUUUGCUUUCUCUUUCCUUGCUGCUUUUUACAUGUUUAGCUACACGCUCUGAGUAUGAAAGGUUCAACCAAUGCCAGCUGAACAAUAUCAAUGCAUUGGAACCAGACCACCGUGUUGAGCAUGAAGCUGGUCUCACUGAGACAUGGAAUCCAAACCACCCUGAGCUACAAUGUGCCGGUGUCUCUCUUAUCAGACGCACCAUUGACCCUAAUGGCCUUCACUUGCCAUCAUACUCACCUUCUCCACAGUUGAUUUUCAUCAUCCAAGGAAAGGGAGUGCUUGGACUUUCAGUUCCUGGUUGUCCUGAGACUUUUGAACAGCCACAAUCAUCACGGUCUAGACAAGGAUCCAGGCAUCAGGAACAACAGCAGCAGCAACCUGACAGCCACCAGAAGAUUCGUCGCUUCUACAGAGGUGAUGUCAUUGCCAUUCCAGCUGGAACUCCUUACUGGACCUAUAACCAUGGUCAAGAACCUAUUGUUGCUAUUAGUCUUCUCGACACCUCCAGCUUUGUAAACCAGCUCGAUUCAACCCCCAGAGUAUUUUACCUUGGCGGAAACCCAGAGGUCGAGUUCCCUGAAACUCAAGAGCGACAACAAGGACGACAGCAACAGAGGCCCAGUUUCCCCGGACGUAGAGGAGGACGCCAACAACAAGAGAAGGGAUCUGAGGAACAAAACGAAGGUAGCAGUGUGCUGAGUGGUUUCAGCUCAGAGUUUUUAGCGCAGGCACUCAACACGGAUCAGGAUACAGCUAAGAGACUUCAAUCUCCACGCGACCAGAGGAGCCAAAUCGUGAGAGUAGAGGGCGGUCUCAGCAUCAUCAGCCCUGAGUGGCAGCAAGAAGAUGAAGAAUACGAAAGAAGUCACGAGGAGGAAGAAGAUGAACGGAGACCAAGACACAUUCGUAGACCAGGGCAUCAGAAACCUAGUGAGGAAGAACAAUGGGAAACAAGAUAUCCCAGACAUAGCCAGGAAGAAAGAGAACGAGACCCAAGACGUCCCGGACAUAGUCAGAAAGAAAGAGAAUGGGAUCCAAGACAUCCCGGACAUAGCCAGGAAGAAAGAGAGCGAGACCCAAGACGUCCCGGACAUAGUCAGGAAGAAAGAGAGCGAGAAGAUGAUCCCUACGGUCGUGGUCGUCCAUGGUGGGAAAAAGAAAGCAGAGAGAAACAAAGGACACGUGGACAGAAUGGUUUGGAAGAAACUAUCUGCAGUGCAAGACUUGUGGAGAACAUCGCUCGCCCUGCACAUGCAGAUCUCUACAACCCACGUGCAGGUCGCAUCAGUGAUGUUAACAGUUUAACUCUCCCAAUCCUCCGCAAUUUACGCCUCAGUGCUGAAUAUGUUCUCCUCUAUAGGAAUGGCAUAUAUGCUCCACACUGGAACAUCAACGCCAACAGCCUUUUGUACGUGAUUAGAGGACAAGGAAGAGUUAGGAUAGUGAACUGCCAAGGUAACGCAGUGUUUGAUGACAAUGUAAGAAGGGGACAGUUGUUGGUGGUGCCACAAAACUUCGUGGUGGCGGAACAAGCAGGGAACGAAGAAGCAUUAGAGUAUGUGGUUUUCAAGACAAACGACCUAGCUGCUGUUAACCAUGUGAAGCAGGUGUUCAGGGCCACCCCUCGUGAGGUUCUUGAAAAUGCUUUCGGCCUUCGUCCACGUGAUGUCACUCAAAUCAAGUUCAGUGGAAACCGUGGUCCUUUGGUUCACCCUCAAUCACAGUCUCAGUAAAAUUCAUGCAAUGCAAUGAUAAAGUGGCCAUCUUAUGUUUUGAAAUAAUCUUAAAAUAAAUUUUAGAUGUACUGCAGUUAAGAACUUCAGUUCCGGAAAUAUAAAGAAAUAAAGUAUGGCCUUGUGGACAAGAUCUCUAACCUUGGUCUUAGUUUAAACUUGUAUGCAUGUAUGUAUAAGUGGUGAAUAAAAAUGUUGGCUGCAAUAAUACCUUCCAAUCA
Molecule: messenger RNA, 2016 nt
Organism: Medicago truncatula (barrel medic)
Lineage: Eukaryota; Viridiplantae; Streptophyta; Magnoliopsida; Fabales; Fabaceae
Product: legumin K
Exons: 4
Coding region: 44-1795 (583 amino acids)
Molecular function (GO): nutrient reservoir activity
Source: RefSeq, a predicted model, not a curated record